CAUUUGAGUGCCGGAACUGGGGUGGCAAGGGGGAGCCACCGCCACCCCCAUUGUAUACAGGAAAUUACAAUUAUACCCUGAGUAUUCCCAAUUCUACUUCAUUUCCCCUUUCCCUUUCUCUUUCAUCAGAAACGCGAUUUUCUUUUUCUUCUCCCAGACCACACCACCGCUCUCCAUUCACCACACCACUGCCGCCGCAACCACUCUCACCUCCUUCUCCAUCCAUCACCGUCUCAUCCUCCUGCGUUUUCUGUGUUGAUUAGAGAGUUAUCUCAUCUCUCUCCAUAAACCCUAAUUGUUCUAAAUUAUAAGCAUGAAUCGCAGUUACUUACAAACGCGGCGAUAUCAAAAGCCAUGAUGUCGCAACUCACAUUGCGGUCAAAUAAUGGCUGCGUUUCAAUUUUUAUGGCGGCCACCCCAAACAUUUUUGUCUGGCUCCGCCACUGUCUAUAAGAUGAUGAUUUCUAGCAUGACAGUAAUUGGGAGAUUAUGUGCAUGCUGCACUUCUUAUCAACUGUCUCCUCUCCGACUCUGUUCUAGAUGCUACACGGAUCGGUCAUUGUAUCACAAAAAUCGAACCGGCAUAUAAUUCUUCCAUAUUGGUUUCGCCGACUUUGGUUCUAUGCAACUUUGCUUGUGUUUCUACCAUUAAUUGGCGGUCUUGCGCCUUUUGCUGCUCUUAGUCAAUGGAACAACCAUUUUUUGUUUAAGCUUUUUACUAUGGAAGAUUCUGAGGCCAAAUCUACUGAAAACCAGCAGACUGAACAAGUGUGUAGUUUCUUUAGAAAACCUGUUAAUAGGAAGAAUAUGAGGAAGCGAACUAUUGAGAAUGAAGAUAAUGAAAAUGACUCAAACAACGAAGAGUCUUUGAUGCAUGUUCAGAAAAAGAACACGAAGGCUGACAAUAAGUUGUUCUUUUCCACCGGUUCUUCGAAGAGCUCUGCAUCUGCUAAACCGAAUGAAGAAUCUGAGAAACCUAGCUUUCAUUUCGAGUCUUCUAAAGAGAUUCAAGUUCAACAUGAUAGCAAAGCAACAGCAACUUUGGAGACUGAGACUGAUUUUUCAAGAGAUGCCCGUGCCAUCCGUGAAAGAGCUCUUAAGCAAGCGACAGAGAGUCUCAAGGGAAAGAGUACCAGUUCCGAGGAUGUAAAAUUAUACAAGGGAAUCAAUAAUUAUACAGAUCAUAAGGCUGGAUUUCGUAGAGAGCAAACAAUUGCCAGUGAAAAGGCUGGUGGGUCACACGGUCCUCUCAGGGCUUCAGCUCACAUAAGAGUUUCAGCAAGAUUUGAUUAUCAGCCAGAUAUAUGCAAGGAUUAUAAGGAAACUGGUUACUGUGGGUAUGGUGAUUCGUGUAAGUUUAUGCAUGAUCGAGGUGAUUACAAAUCUGGGUGGCAGAUGGAGAAGGAAUGGGAUGAAGCUGAGAAAGCAAGGAAGAUGAGAUUGGCUACAGGUGAGGAUGCGGAAGAGGAAGGCGCUAGUUUGAAUGAUGAAGAUGAUGAUGAAGACGCAUUACCAUUUGCGUGUUUCAUUUGUAGAAACCCAUUUGUGGAUCCUGUCUCAACCAAGUGUAAGCACUACUUCUGUGAGCAUUGUGCAUUGAAGCAUCAUGCAAAGAAUAAGAAGUGUUUUGUCUGCAAUCAGCCUACGCUUGGCAUUUUUAAUGUGGCUCAUGAGAUACGAAAGAAGAUGGCUGAGGAUAAAUAGAUUCAUCCAAUACGAUCAAUGACUAUAUUUUUGCUUCUUGGAGGUCAUUUCCCCCUCUCUUUUGUUCUCCCAUUUUUAACUAUGUCAAAUGGAGAUGCAUUGUAUUGAGUUGAAGACAUAUUUUAGGUUUGCGCACAAGUCUUGUCAAUUUUGUAUCUAUUGACUAAUACAUCCCAAAAUAUAUCUUGUAGUGGAAGAUCUGUAUCUGUUUGAAAUAACAUGUUUGUGGUACAUGUUGUAGUUCUUA
This is a messenger RNA of Medicago truncatula (barrel medic), 1951 nucleotides long. Its product is annotated as zinc finger CCCH domain-containing protein 1. The transcript has 6 exons. Gene Ontology annotation, cellular component: U2-type spliceosomal complex. The record is from RefSeq and is a predicted model, not a curated record. Gene Ontology annotation, molecular function: metal ion binding. The coding region runs from base 541 to 1704 and encodes 387 amino acids. NCBI's taxonomy places the organism in Eukaryota, Viridiplantae, Streptophyta, Magnoliopsida, Fabales, Fabaceae. Gene Ontology annotation, biological process: snoRNA splicing.